AUGGAGCGCAAGACACCCGGAACAGACCACAGCGACAAAGGGUCGACGUCGCCGCACCCGGUCGGAUACGUUCCCGACUGGCCCCCAAAGUCCAAGAAGCCGCCCAGGGGCACCGAGUCGCGCACCGUGUAUACUAAGUACGACGUUCAAGGGACGUUCGUCUCGAGCGACGUCCGGAGGUCGCACGGACCGCGCGUGCCCAUACUGUUCACGCCGCUGAGCCGGGACGUCACCUUCCACGACGUCAGCUCACACGAUAUCUGGAAUGAGCUGGUGGACAGCGCGGACGAGAUGCCGCCGUACCGCAAGAUCACGCGCAACGGCUGUCUCGCCACCAGCGUGAGGACCGGGGACGCGGCGAGCCGCCUCCUCGUGUUAACGUCCCUGGCCGGCGUCCCGUGCCGGGUCGCCAUCCCACGCUGGUACUCGGGAAACGUGCGCAAGGUCUUCGGUGUGCCGGUCCGGUACAGCGAGCGCCAGCUGCUGGAACACUUUUACGGCAUCGGCGUCACAUACGUGCGACGUCAGGUCAAGCACGUCCGCGCACCCGACGGUUCCCUUGGCGUUCACCCGCAGCUCCGCGUCGUCCUGUACUUCCGGCCCAACGCCCGACCACCGGAGCGUGCUUGGCUCGGCUUGGUGUCGUUCGCUCUGCGGCCCUUCACCGCGUCGCCGACCCAGUGCGUCCGGUGUCAGCGGUACUUCCACAUCGCGCGCAACUGCAACGCGCCCGUCCGCUGCAAGUUGUGUGCCGGUCCGCACAACUACCGAGCCUGCACUAGGCCUAGGAACUACACGGACAAGCGUCCCGAAGCGGCUGGCUCGUCCUGCAGCAAGUACAUUCUCGAACAGGAGGCCAAGGAGAGUGGCGCCCCGAACGCCCGCAUGGUCAUCAGGGACGGCACGGCACCGCUAGUGAUCCGUUCCAUUGACCCGGGAGUGUCGCUGAGUGACGUCAGCAGCAAGUACAUCGGCCGCUCGCUGGAGGAGAUCGCCGGCGAACGCCUCAGCAACGCGUUCUUCUCGAACCGCGGCUGCCUCACCGCCUACGUGAAGAGCACGUCGGCCUUCAGGCGCCUCAGAGCCAUCACUUCACUGUCGGGCGUUGCCGUCACGGCCGAUUUCCCGCGCUGGUUCCACAAGAACGCCGGCAAACUGAAGGACGUGACGGAGCGGUACACUGAGAAAAACCUGAUGGACAGGCUCUACGAUUUGGGAGUGAUCAACGUGCGCCGCCAGGUGAACCACAUUCAGCUUCCGGACGGCCGCGUGCAAGUCAAGCCCACGCAUCAAGUCGUGGUGCACUUCGGCCCCGACCGAGUGGUGCCCACGCAGGUCAAGCUGGGAUUCAACCUGUACGAGGUUCACCCCUACGUGCCGCCGCCGGUGCAGUGCUCCAGGUGCCAAGAGAUGCACCACGUGGCCAAGUCGUGCCCCAACGAGAUGCGCUGCAAGGUCUGCGCCGGCCCGCACACGUACAAGCUGUGCACGGUGAGCAAGGGCCGGCUGAUGCGGUGCGCCAACUGCGGCGGCGGCCACGCGGCCACGUACGCCCACUGCCCGGCCAAGAUGCGAGAGGUGAGGCGGCUGUACAGAGAGCGGCUGGCCGAGAUGAACAGGCAGCGGGCCAGGCUGCGCGAGCUCGACGAGCAGCGCGAGGCCGAGGAGAUGGAGAACAGCUCGCAGUACAGCCGAUACUUCGUGUUCGAUUAAUUAAAGGCUUACGAUACGCAAUA
Rhipicephalus sanguineus (brown dog tick) is the source of this 1736-nucleotide messenger RNA. RefSeq lists its product as uncharacterized. Gene Ontology annotation, molecular function: nucleic acid binding; zinc ion binding. The transcript has 4 exons. The record is from RefSeq and is a predicted model, not a curated record. Bases 1 to 1713 code for a protein of 570 amino acids. Lineage: Eukaryota; Metazoa; Arthropoda; Arachnida; Ixodida; Ixodidae.